Molecule: messenger RNA, 3489 nt
Organism: Drosophila kikkawai
Lineage: Eukaryota; Metazoa; Arthropoda; Insecta; Diptera; Drosophilidae
Gene: stw
Product: straw
Molecular function (GO): copper ion binding; oxidoreductase activity
Source: RefSeq, a predicted model, not a curated record
UCUUGCGCUCUUUCAGCCAUGGCAUGAUUCAUUCAGCUAUUCCUUUCAUUAAGUUGUUCGUAAGCUUGUUUUGCAGUAACUUUUCUGUUUUAAAGAUUUUAUAUAGCCAAACAUACGCAGAUACGGCUUCAGUUUGGUGCCUUAACGCGGUGCGCGUACUUCAAACCGCUUUUACCUAUUCAGCUGAACUUUCGCUUCUUAUAUACAUACAUACAUACAUAUGUGCAUAUAGCCAUAUGUGCAUAUAUAUAACAUACUUACAUAUAUAAACGAUAUUUCUACGGUUUUAGGACCUAUUCUUAUUGUCCUUCUAUUGAACCAAGCAAUACAUACAUACAUAUUCUUCCAAAUUUUGUAUUGCGUUAGGGCUGUGUAGUAGUUCGAAUAAUUAAAUAACAUUUAAAUAUUACGUUGUGCCAUGGAGAGGAAAGGAUUUCACAAAAAUAUUAUAUUUUCCCUGGCUAUAAUAACUUUCUUGGAUUGUCGUGAAGUUCAUGGAGUACGUAUUAAAGAAAAUCAUCCGGAUUUAACACCAUCGAGCUCUUUUUGGCAACAACAUGUGGCCAAUCCUAGUAGUUCAACACCCUUCGAACCGCCCUUCUAUUCGGCAACACAUGGCCUUGUCCAGACACACCCCUCUUUAAAUGGGAAUAAUGUAGGCCCCGUGCCGCUUAAUAGCAACAUCCUUGGAAGUGGAUCGUCUGCGUCAGGCACAGUAAAUAGUAAAUCAUCUUUAACCGCUGGAAGUGGCUAUCUAAAUUCACGCGGAAGUCUGCCGAGUUCUGCACGUUAUCCAGCUAAUAAGAUAACAGGCACCGUAGUCGAGCCUAAUCCAAAAUCACCAUUCCGUCACUUGGAUUUCUCAACUAGUGCAACUGCGGAAUUGAGACGCAAUCCUGCUCUGUCUGCCCCAGAUGAAUGUGCACGCGCUUGCCGGGAAGGCGAGCCGCCAAGAAUUUGCUAUUAUCAUUUUACCUUGGAAUACUAUACCGUGCUAGGCGCUGCCUGUCAGGUGUGCACUCCGAACGCUACUAAUACUGUUUGGAGUCAUUGUCAGUGUGUUUUAGCUGAUGGAGUUGAACGGGGAAUUCUGACCGCAAAUCGAAUGAUACCUGGACCCAGCAUCCAGGUUUGCGAAAAUGACAAGGUUGUUAUUGACGUGGAAAACCAUAUGGAGGGAAUGGAAGUAACCAUACACUGGCACGGUAUUUGGCAGAGGGGUUCGCAGUACUACGAUGGAGUUCCCUUUGUUACCCAGUGUCCUAUUCAACAGGGUAACACUUUUCGUUACCAAUGGACAGGAAACGCCGGCACUCACUUUUGGCAUGCCCAUACUGGCCUUCAGAAACUAGAUGGACUUUACGGAAGCGUUGUUGUUCGUCAACCACCGUCAAGAGAUCCUAAUUCUCAUUUAUAUGACUUUGAUUUGACCACCCAUAUAAUGCUUAUUAGUGACUGGUUGCAUGAAGAUGCUGCAGAGCGCUAUCCAGGGCGUCUAGCAGUAAACACCGGCCAAGACCCUGAAUCAAUGCUGAUCAACGGCAAAGGCCAAUUCCGCGAUCCUAAUACUGGAUUUAUGACAAAUACGCCAUUAGAAAUUUUUACAAUUACACCUGGACGCCGAUACCGAUUCCGCAUGAUAAAUGCAUUCGCUUCCGUCUGCCCUGCACAAGUAACCAUAGAGGGCCACGGAAUGACGGUAAUUGCAACUGAUGGAGAGCCCGUGCAUCCUGUCAAUGUCAACACAAUAAUCUCAUUUUCAGGUGAGCGUUAUGAUUUCGUUAUUACCGCGGAUCAACCUGUUGGAGCUUAUUGGAUCCAAUUGCGGGGGCUUGGUGAGUGUGGUAUUCGUCGAGCUCAGCAACUUGCAAUCCUGCGUUAUGCACGUGGGCCCUAUCAGCCAACUUCUCCACCACCAACGUACGACGUCGGAAUACCGCAAGGUGUGGUUAUGAACCCAUUGGACGCUCAAUGCAAUCGUCAACGCAACGAUGCAAUUUGUGUAAGUCAACUGAAAAACGCUCUUGAAAUAGAUCGAGGAAUAUUGGCAGAGAAGCCAGAUGUGAAAAUUUUCCUACCGUUCCGCUUUUUUGUAUAUCGAGCCGAAGAUCUUUUCCAACCAAACACUUAUAAUCGAUUUUUAGUGGCACCUACUGGCGACCAUGUCAUUUCACUUAUUGAUGAAAUUUCAUACUUAUCGGCACCGGCACCUCUAACAUCUCAGUAUAACGAUAUUAAUCCAGAACAGUUUUGCAACGGAGAUAAUCGGCCUGCGGAUUGCGGACCAAACUGCAUGUGUACGCAUAAGAUUGAUAUACCACUCAAUGCUGUUGUGGAAGUAGUUUUAGUAGAUGAAGUUCAACAACCUAACUUGUCACACCCAUUCCAUUUGCACGGAUACGGGUUUAGUGUCAUUGGCAUAGGGCGAUCGCCAGACUCUUCUGUUAAGAAAAUCAAUUUAAAGCACGCUUUGGACCUUGAUCGUCGUGGACUUUUACAUCGACAGUAUAAUUUGCCACCGACUAAGGACACUAUUGCAGUUCCCAAUAAUGGUUACGUAGUGCUGCGAUUUAGAGCUGACAAUCCUGGUUUUUGGCUGUUCCAUUGUCAUUUCCUAUUCCACAUCGUUAUUGGAAUGAAUUUGAUUUUACAGGUUGGCACAAACGCUGAUCUGCCACCUGUGCCUCCAGGUUUUCCGACAUGCGGUGACCACACUCCACCCAUACCGAUAAAUUAAGUAAAACAAGAAAAACGCAACACAAAUUGAGCCACGUUAAAAGGAAGCAAAGCAUUUUUAAUAACAGAACAAGACCUACAUACUUAUUAAUUAGUUUGUACAAAGCUUGGUACAGCACAUAAUACAUAUGUGCAAUUAAUGUAUAUAUUUUUGUAUAAAUAGCACAAAGCAACCUAUGCCUAUUUAAAUAAUGCCAAUAUUGCCAACUUUUCAAUCAGAAUUAAUACUCAUAAAUAAUUAAUAUAAAUAGCAUCUUUCCCCUCUCCUUGACACUUACGUACUUAUUAUCAAAUGUAUAUAUUCUCAGACGAAAAAUUUAAUAGAAUCCAACCAAAAAUGUAUGAUUUUUUAUGCGUUUUUUGCAAUUGAUAAUAUAAAUACAUUUAAAUUUUCUGUAAAUAACGUUUUUAUCGUGUUAAUUUGGUUGCAGGUUUAUUUACUUGCAUAUAGAUGAAUAAUUUAAAAACACAUAAAAUAUGGCAAAUUUUUUGAACAUUUUUCUUUUACUAAAUCAUCGAAUGAUAGUUGAGACGUACAUUUAUAUCCGCCAGUUUCGAGUUUUUUUGUGCUAAAUUUAGAUUUACUCAAUAUUUAAUUAUCCCAAAAUUUAUUUCUCUAUUGCAAACACAAUUUUAAUGUAUAAAUGUAAUAUACAUAAAAAUCACGUAAAUGUAUGUAGUAAAUUGAGAACUCCAUGCUCACAAAGGCGAAACAAAAAAUAUUUAAUAAAGACUAAUCAACUAUUUUUCGAA